This is a messenger RNA of Coregonus clupeaformis (lake whitefish), 5876 nucleotides long. Its product is annotated as lysine-specific demethylase 5C. Gene Ontology annotation, biological process: chromatin remodeling. Gene Ontology annotation, cellular component: nucleus. The record is from RefSeq and is a predicted model, not a curated record. NCBI's taxonomy places the organism in Eukaryota, Metazoa, Chordata, Actinopteri, Salmoniformes, Salmonidae. Gene Ontology annotation, molecular function: DNA binding; histone demethylase activity.
CAGCUGUCGUAGUACUAGUGGUUGAAAGACUUGAGGUUGCGCUUAGGCAAUGAUGAAACUAAGAUGGCGUUUAAACCCAGACAGGAUGAACGGGGGAUAGCGAAAUUGGUCACAAAUUGAUUUGAUGGGGACGUAAUUCUCACAGAGAUACUCGUUUACAAGCAAACGAGUCUUCAAAUUGGAUCAUCUCUACUCUUAUAAUAAAACAGAAGUGGGUCUAUAGGGGAAGCGACGCUGAAAACGGCCAACUUUACGUGAGCUAACUGGACCUUGCUUGCUAGCUAAUAACGUUAGCUCGUAACAUUACUAGCUACAGUAGCUAGCUAGCGAACCAGCGACAGCUAGCUAGCUAACGUUAGCCAGCUGAGCAAAACAACAACACUGUCAACAGAGGGAGGAGGGUAGUCUCAGGAUAAAUAAUUGUCUACAUGAUUGUCCUGAGUAUUUUGAUUAAAAAUCAAACAAUUAAUAUCUGUCUUGGGACAGGUACGAAACAGAGAAGGAACCAAUAUUUCCAGUGAAACUUCCACGCCAAUUCGCAGUGCCACCCGAGACCGGAGGUGCUGCCUGGGAUGGGCUGAAAAGUGGAGGCCGUAACGUUAGCUUCAGCCUCCCCAAUCGUGACCCAGUGCUGAACAAUAGACCCUGUGAGCUUUCAAGACACCUAAACGGCCCAUCAUAUUAUUGGUGACAUCUGAGUCCAUAAUUUCCUUUUUGAUCACGUUGAACGUGUCAGGAAGAGUUGCUGUCCAAGUACCAGCUAUCUAACAUGAUGGCGAUGGAGGGGGAAGACUUUGUGCCUCCUCCGGAGUGCCCAGUGUUCGAGCCAUCAUGGGAGGAGUUUCAGGAUCCCCUGGGCUACAUUGCCAAGAUCCGUCCAAUUGCAGAGAAGUCUGGAAUCUGCAAGAUUCGUCCUCCUGCUGACUGGCAGCCACCCUUUGCUGUGGAGGUGGAUAGCUUCCACUUCACACCCCGUAUACAAAGACUCAAUGAGCUGGAGGCGGAGACACGAGUCAAGCUGAACUACUUGGACCGGAUCGCCAAGUUCUGGGAGAUCCAGGGAUCCUCCCUCAAGAUCCCAAACAUCGAGAGGCGCAUCCUGGACCUCUUCAGCCUGUCCAAGGUUGUGAUAGAUGAGGGAGGGUUUGAUAUAGUCAGUAAGGAGAGGCGCUGGGCUCGCGUGGCCCAGAAGCUUGGCUACCCUCCAGGCAAGAACAUUGGCUCCCUCCUGCGCUCACACUACGAGAGGAUUGUCUACCCCUUUGAGGUGUUCCAAGCUGGGGCCAGCCUGCCGCAGACUAAGCCAAAGCUAUAUGAUGGAGAGGAGGUGCAUAGAGAAUACAAGCCCCAUUCCAUCCCCCUACGCCAGUCUGUCCAGCCAUCCAAGACAAGCAGCUACGGACGCCGAGCCAAUCGUCUCCAGCCAGACCCUGAUCCCACGGAGGAGGACAUAGAGAAGAACCCAGAGCUGAAGAAACUGCAGAUUUACGGUGCGGGGCCUAAGAUGAUGGGGCUAGGACUGGUGCCCAGGAAUAAGAGCAUUCCCAAGAAAGAAGAGCUGCCUCAGACUGUGACUGUCCGGGCUGCAGCUGCUGUCCAGGUCAAGGAGCAGCCAGGGGAGGUCAAAGAGAAAGGAGGAGAUGGCAGCACAACCACCACGGCUCCUCCUCCCUCUGAUGCUACGAUAAAGAGUGAGAUGAAGAAAGAGGAAGAGAAAAAUGAGGAAGGUGGAGAAGCUCAUGACAACGGGGACCAAGACAAUGGUGAAAAGGGUGACGGGCCCUGCACCAAGAUGACCAUGCGGCUGAGACGUAACCUCGGCAACCCUCCGUUUGUGGAUUCGUUUGUGUGUCGGAUGUGUGGCCGUGGUGACGAGGAUGAGAAGCUCCUGCUGUGUGACGGUUGUGACGACAACUACCACACCUUCUGUCUGCUGCCUCCUCUCACUGAGGCCCCCAAGGGCAACUGGCGCUGCCCCAAAUGUGUGGCCGAGGAGUGUAAGAGGCCAGCGGAGGCCUUUGGUUUUGAGCAGGCUACUAGAGAGUACACCCUGCAGAGUUUUGGAGAGAUGGCCGACACCUUCAAAGCAGACUACUUCAACAUGCCUGUCCAUAUGGUUCCUACAGAGCUGGUGGAGAGAGAGUUCUGGCGGUUGGUCAGUAGUAUAGAGGAAGACGUGACAGUGGAGUAUGGAGCAGACAUCCACUCUAAAGAUUUUGGUAGUGGGUUCCCCAUGAACAACGGCACGAAGAACCUCACACAAGAGGAAGCGGACUAUGCCCGCAGCGGCUGGAACCUGAACGUGAUGCCAGUGCUGGAACAGUCCCUGCUGUGCCACAUCAACGCAGACAUCUCUGGCAUGAAGGUGCCCUGGCUCUACGUGGGCAUGGUCUUCUCAGCUUUCUGCUGGCACAUCGAAGACCACUGGAGCUACUCCAUCAACUACCUGCACUGGGGUGAGCCUAAGACGUGGUACGGGGUUCCCUCUGUAGCAGCAGAGCAGUUAGAGGAGGUAAUGAAGAAGCUGACCCCAGAGCUGUUUGAGUUCCAGCCUGACCUCCUCCACCAGCUGGUCACUAUUAUGAACCCCAACAUCCUCAUGGCCCACGGGGUCCCGGUUGUGCGCACCAACCAGUGUGCUGGCGAGUUUGUCAUCACUUUCCCCAGAGCUUACCACAGCGGCUUCAAUCAGGGAUACAACUUUGCUGAAGCUGUCAACUUUUGCACUGCAGACUGGCUCCCCGCAGGGCGCUCCUGUAUCGAGCACUACCGUCGUCUGCGGCGGUACUGUGUGUUCUCCCACGAAGAGCUGACCUGUAAGAUGGCCGCAUGCCCAGAGAAGCUGGACCUCAACCUGGCCGCCGCCACACACCGAGAGAUGUUCAGCAUCGUCCAGGAGGAGAGGGAGCUACGCAAGAGCCUGCUGGAGAGGGGCAUCACAGAGGCUGAGAGGGAGGCGUUUGAGCUGCUACCUGAUGAUGAGAGGCAGUGUGAUAAUUGCAAGACCACCUGCUUCCUGUCGGCCCUGGCCUGUUCAAACUGCCCUGAACGCCUCGUCUGUCUCUACCACACUCAGGACCUCUGUAACUGCCCAACAGACAAACUCUACCUCAGGUACAGGUACACUCUGGAUGAGCUGCUGGCCAUGUUACACCGGCUCAAAGUGCGAGCCGAGUCGUUUGAUUCCUGGGCCAACAGAGUGAAAGAGGCUCUGGAGCAGGAAGAGGGCAACAAGAUAGGCAUCACGGAUCUGGAGGUGCUGAAGGCAGAGGCAGCAGAGAAGAAGUUUCCUGACAACGAGCUGCUCCAGAGACUCAACACUGUCAUCACUGACACGCAGCACUGUCAGCAGACCAGCACUGAGCUCCUCAACAAGACACAGACCAGGAGGAUGACCCUGGCUGAACUCAAGGCUCUAGUGGAGAAGAUGGAGAACCUGCCCUGUGUGAUAAGCCAGCUGGAGGACGUACAGGCGGUCCUGCGUACGAUAGAGGCGUUCCAGACUCAGGCCCAGGCUCUAGUGAGCGACAGGGACUGGCGGCGAGACUCCCCUCCCCCAGAGCAGCUCCAGGCCCUGUUGGAGCAGGGGGCUGGCCUACUUGUUGAUGCACCAGAGUGUGAGCUCCUCAAGGGGAUGCAGGAGCAGGGCCGCUGGCUGGGCGAGGUGCGGCGGACCCUGGGGCCCGAGGGGAGUGAGGUGACCCUGGUGGUCCUCAGGAACCUGAUGGAGGCGGGCUGCAUCGUGCCCCAGAGCGUCUCUGUGGAAACGGCCAUGGCAGAGCUGCAGGAGUUGCUGACGAUAGCAGAACGCUGGGAGGAGAAGGCCCAGAUCUGUUUGGAGCAACGGCAGAAGCACCCUCUGUCCACCCUGGAGGCCAUAGUGAACGAGGCCCAGCUCAUCCCAGUCAAGCUGCCCAACAUCCUGUCUCUCCAAGGCUGUCUGAGCCGGGCCAGGGCCUGGGUCACUGACCUGGAGGAGAUCCAGAAUGGGGAGCACUACCCAUGUCUGGAUGACCUGGAGGGCCUGGUGGCGAUAGGUAGAGACCUGCCAGUCAGGAUGGAGGAGCUGAGGCAGCUGGAGCUGCAGGUAGCCAGCGCCCACUCCUGGAGAGACAAGGCCUCCAAGACCUUCCUGAAGAAGAGCAGCCAGCACAGCCUGCUACAGGUGUUGUGUCCAUGUGUGGAGAUGCGCAAAGAGAGGGGAGAGGAGACAGAUUGUUUAGAUGACACCGAUACAAACACUCUGGGCCUCUCUGCGCAGGACCUGAGAGACCCUGGAGCCAUUGUGACGGCGUUUAAAGAGGGAGAGCACCAGGAGAAAGAGGCUCUGCUGAGGCUCCAGAAGGUCAACCUGUCUAAACCAGGUGUGGAGAAGACAGCAGAGAAAGAGGUAAAGACAGAGCAGGAGGACAAGGAGAACGGAGGUGGGAGGUGGGGGGAGGACCUCAUGGAGCUAGGCACACCCCUCCACUCUGAGAACGGGGACAGUAACCACACGAUGACAGGCGGUGCCUCUCCUCCUCAGUCAGUGUGUGUGUGUGGCCGGGCGCCUCGCCCCCCUCUGCUGCGUUGCCACCUGUGUAAAGACUGGUUCCACGGUGGGUGUGUCCCGUUCCCCUCCCUCCUGCUCCCCUCCUCAGCGCCCCCUACCAACCCCCUCUGCUGGUGGGACUGGGACUCACGCUUCCUGUGCCCGCGGUGCCAGCGCUCGCGGCGCCCGCGUCUGGAGACCAUCCUGGCCUUGCUGGUGGCGCUCCAGAGGCUCCCCGUCCGUCUGCCAGAGGGAGAGGCCCUGCAGUGUCUCACAGAGAGGGCCAUCACCUGGCAGGGGCGCGCCAAGGAGGCACUGGACACCCCAGAGAUAAAGGGGGCACUAGAGAGGCUGCAGGAGCUCAAACAGAGCCAGCCUCACAGGGAGGGAGAGGAGGAGGAGCAGGAGGAAGAGGAUGGGAAGAAAGGGAACUCUGAGUCGGUGAUAGUGCUGUCAGAUUCAGAGGGAGUGAUAGACCUCACAGAGGAGAACUCUCCCAAGAAAACCCUGAAGAAAGAGAUGAACGGCGGCAGGCAGGCUGGAUGUGAAAACGGCGUAAGCAAGAAAGUAAUGUCUCACCACAAUGUAACAGGUGUGGGCUCUCUGCUGCCGCUGGUCCCGUCACUAAAAGGCCCAGUGAUAGAGCUGUCUCCGGCCACCAGGACCCAGCUAGAGGAGUUACAGCUGGAGGGAGACCUGCUGGAGGUGUCUCUGGACCAGACCAGCACCAUCCACAGGGUCCUCCAGGCUGCUUCAGAGCCACAGAGACACACACUCCGAACACUCAUACUGAUUGAGCUCCAGGAGCAGAAGGGAGCGGGCCGUGGGGGGCGGGCCAAAGACUCCAAGAGGAAGAGGAAGAGCCAGAGGGUCGACACAGAGGCGGAGGGAGUACCCCGGUCCCAGGACACUUCAGAGUCCAAGAAGAACCGGCCCCUCAACCACACUCCCUCCCACAUACCCAUCCAGACGCACCCUGAGAUCUUGUGAGAUGGUUAUGGAUGCAACACUGGAGAAAGGAAUGGUCAAACGUUUGGAGAUAAAUAGAAUGGACAGAUCAUUCUGGGCUGGAAGACAGCGUCAAACUGUGGAAGGAAAGAUGCAGGCCAUCCCCCUGUAUACAGCUCCCCUGUCUAUCCACUGUAUACAGCUCCCCUGUCUAUCCCCCUGGAUACAGCUCCCCUGUCUAUCCCCCUGGAUACAGCUCCCCUGUCUAUCCCCCUGGAUACAGCUCCCCCGUCUACCCCCCUGGAUACAGCUCCCCCGUCUAUCCCCCUGGAUACAGCUCCCCCGUCUAUCCCCCUGGAUACAGCUCCCCCGUCAAUCCCCCUGGAUACAGCUCCCC